Rotaria sp. Silwood2 is the source of this 420-nucleotide messenger RNA. The record is from the annotation of a GenBank genome assembly. Lineage: Eukaryota; Metazoa; Rotifera; Eurotatoria; Philodinida; Philodinidae.
AUGACGAAAAAACGCCGUAAUAAUGGACGAAGCAAACAUGGUCGUGGUCGCGUUCGUCCAGUCAAUUGCACAAAUUGUCGGCGUUUAGUACCAAAAGAUAAGGCCAUUAAAAAAUUAAUUAUUCGAAACAUUGUCGAACAGGCAGCUGUUAAGGAUAUAAGUGAAGCCAGUAUUUAUACAAAAUAUAUUUUACCAAAACUUUAUUACAAAUUACAUUAUUGUGUUUCAUGUGCUAUUCACAGUAAAGUUGUACGUAAUCGUUCUAGAGAAGCACGUCGUAUCCGUCAACCACUUUUACGUCCUCAUCAAGCUCGUCAACCAGGUACAACUGGUGGCCAAGGUAAUACCGGUGCAGCUGGUCAACGCGCUGGCAACAAAGAACCAUUACAACCAACUAAUAUUCCUGUUUCUAAAACAUAA